Molecule: messenger RNA, 1209 nt
Organism: Mycena indigotica
Lineage: Eukaryota; Fungi; Basidiomycota; Agaricomycetes; Agaricales; Mycenaceae
Exons: 2
Coding region: 1-1209 (402 amino acids)
Source: RefSeq, a predicted model, not a curated record
AUGCACACCCAGCUCCCACCAGAGCUCUACGAACCCAUCGUGAACGCCAUUUCAACAGUGGAUCGCAAAACGCUGCUCGAAUGCUGCCUCGCUGCCUCCGUCUUCCGCCGGCCGUGCCAAAAGCGGCUGUUCAUGCACCUCCACAUUUCGCCAACUCCCCCAGGCCACUCUUACGCCGCCGUCGCUGCAAAACUGGACCAAUUCCCCAAGUUAGUGGACUACUGCACCAAUGUUCACGUUGUAUUUCCGAGCUGUGAUUCGCCCGAAUGGGAGGCUGAACGACCAAUCGCAGAGGGUGUGCUUCGUCGGCUUGCAAACAUCCGCAUGGCCAACCUCCUCAUGCGCUUCCCCAGCUCAGCGACGCCAAACCCCGGAAAUUUUAUCAUACAAGUUACCCAGUGGCUGCUGGGUGUUUUUGAGGCGCAUCACCAGCUCGAGCGCCUCGAGUCCUCCUCUCUGCUUCUGACCCCCACGUUGUUUGCACAAUGGCUUGUGGGAGCACCAAAAGCUGCCUUGCGCUACGCCGACAUCUUCACUGAUCAGCUCGCGUCUCCCGAUGUACUCCCGCCUGUGCCUCCCAGGCCACUCACUCGACUGUUGAUAUCCGGGAGCGCCGGCCCGUGUGUGCUCUUGGGCCGGCCCGAGCUCCAGCCGUACCUCCGAUCCGUUCGCGAGCUGGUGCAAAGUCUUGUAGAGAUUCAAUCACAACUCUCCGCUUGCUUCACAAUGGCCCCCAUCGUUGAGCGGUUUGAGUGUCAUUUUGCAUCCGGGGCUUUGGACUGGAAGGCUUUGCGUCUCCCAACCCAUUUCCCGCGUCUCCGCCACCUAACCUUGGGUAUCCACUCGCACGACCUCCCACCCUUACUGCCGGCUCUGGUCCAGGAUGGAGUCCCAGUGUUGAUCGGUCUUCGACUAGAACUUUAUGUCCGGACGCUGCUUCCCGAACAGCUCGACAAAUCGCUCAACUCUCAGAGUCAACUGUGGUUAGAGCUCGAUAACGCGCUAGCCACACACGGGACACUCACGACUGCAGAGUGGUUCUUGUCGUCCAAGUUCCCCGAAGAAUUCCCGGCAGUUCGGACGGAGAACAAAACGGCGCGAUAUGCGCCAGUGGCAGCCUUCUCGGGGAAGUUGGCAGAGCGGCUGCCCAAAGCUUGGGAGAGAGGCUUGGUGGUGGUGGACGGGGUCACCAUUGGGGUGGCUUUUUGA